Messenger RNA from Pelobates cultripes (western spadefoot toad), 801 nucleotides. NCBI's taxonomy places the organism in Eukaryota, Metazoa, Chordata, Amphibia, Anura, Pelobatidae. The record is from the annotation of a GenBank genome assembly.
GACAUUAAAAGUCUCCUGCUGGAUAUGCGGCGUGUGUGGAAGGCUGACCUCUUAGACACACGCACGGAAAUAGGGACCCUCAAACAAAGGGUCACAGAGAUCGAGACAAAAGAAGUAGCCAGGGACCAGAAAGUGCAAGACACCCACAACAAUCUGCAAGCAUUAACAGAGCAAGUACAGAAACUUACCAAGUCGAUGUUAGCGAUGGAGUCCAAGCACAAAAGGAGGAAUAUCCGCCUCUGCGGCAUCCCGGAGCAUAUCGAAGGGGACGCAGCACUGCCCUUCCUCCGACGCUUCAUGGCCUCGCUGGGCAUAGGAGGCAACACAGGUUCAGAGACACUAACAUCAGCAUUCCGAGUCCGCAAAGCCGCAGCUGCCCCAGCAGACGCACCAAGAGACAAAAUUGCCGUGACCAAAGACAUUGCAAUUCGGUCUGUGAUUAUGGCCAAAUCGAGAGAGCUGGGAACCAUACACUUCGAAGGUUGCGACAUAGCCAUAUACGGGGACCCCCCUUUUGCCGUCCUCACAGUCAAGAGACAGCUAACACCGGUGGCCCGACAGCUGAGAGAGGCGCUGAUCAAAUAUCGUUGGGGGGUGGAUGGCUCCCUACUUGUAGCACAAGGAAACGACAUACUCACCCUCUCAUCUCCUGAGAACAAAGAGACUUUCCUCCAAAGACUGAAAUUAAACACAACAAUCCCAGUAAAAGUCCAGAAGCCAGGAACAGGCACACAGGAACCCACCAGAGUUCACCCAUUAAACCCACAGGCCCAACUCCUAGUUAAACCACGCCACCUGUAG